AUGGGUUACACCUAUGGGUUAGGUCAACCCUACUCCACUAGUACCAAUAGGGGGCAUAGGGGAAGAAGCACUACUCCUAGAAAUCAACACACGAAAACUUUGUUUAAAUUAUACCUUUUCCUUAUCAGGAUCGGGACUAACAAUGGUUGGGACAACAAACAUCCAUCUCGUUCGUAUUUUGGAUACCCGUAUAACCAUCGAAGACUGUUGAAGUGACUAAUUCCUGCAAAUUUAAGGGCGUUGAAGACAAAGAAAUUGUUGGAGUAACUUUUUUUUAUCUAAUACCAACAUGCUUGAUGUUAAGGAAAGAUCUUCUACAAGAAGGUUGGCUAGAGAUUUCUUGUAAAAACACCAGCCCCGCUUAGUUUAUAAUGAGAAUAUUUCAGUCUUUUUGAUUCCAUGUAUUAUUAUCAUUAUGCACAUAAAGGAGGAGCCGUAUGAGAUGAAAAUCUCAUGUACGGUUCUGAAACGGAGAUUCUUUGAAUCGAAUGGCGACCGUAACGGAUGUCGGCUCAAUCCGAAGGAAAUUAUGCGGAAGCUUUACAGAAUUAUUAUGAAGCUAUGCGACUAGAAAUUGAUCCUUAUGAUCGAAGUUAUAUACUCUAUAACAUAGGCCUUAUCCACACAAGUAACGGGGAACAUACGAAAGCUUUGGAAUAUUAUUUUCGGGCCCUAGAGCGAAACCCAUUCUUACCACAAGCUUUUAAUAAUAUGGCCGUGAUCUGUCAUUACGUGCGACUAUCUCCACUAUAGAAAUAAAAAAA
Molecule: messenger RNA, 764 nt
Organism: Prunus persica (peach)
Lineage: Eukaryota; Viridiplantae; Streptophyta; Magnoliopsida; Rosales; Rosaceae
Source: RefSeq, a predicted model, not a curated record